This is a messenger RNA of Australozyma saopauloensis, 1326 nucleotides long. It is a transcript of the gene RAX1, whose product is annotated as Rax1p. Lineage: Eukaryota; Fungi; Ascomycota; Pichiomycetes; Serinales; Metschnikowiaceae. Gene Ontology annotation, biological process: intracellular protein localization. The coding region runs from base 1 to 1326 and encodes 441 amino acids. Gene Ontology annotation, cellular component: plasma membrane. The record is from RefSeq and is a predicted model, not a curated record. The transcript has a single exon.
AUGACGGAAAAGUUCCAGCUGGAGUUUCCAAACUCCCACUAUUUGGCCAAUCUCUCCAGUCUAAACCUCACAAAUAACAAUAUCCAACUUGGCCGGUUGCCAACGCUCGGAGAAAUCCUCUCCAACAAAACAAAGGCGCCCGUGAAUCUCCACACAUUCUAUCUCUACAUGAAGAUUGUGGAAAACAACGUGGACUACCUUGAUUUCUGGUUCGACUUGGUCAACCACUUAAACCUCUGUAAACAUUACGUGAAAGGGCUUAGAGAAUCUGUAAUUCGUCAGUCGCUGAACCAGUCGGGAUCGCCUUUGGCCAGCAAAAAUCCGUUCAACACCGAGGAGAACAGGGACUCGUUCCCGAUGCUGGAGAAAAGCAACCGCAAGUCGAUCUCGCUGUCUGUGCUCUUGGAUUUAAUCAUCAAAGACCACAUUUUGGAGGACGAGGACUCCAACAGAUUGUCUGCGUUCCUUCGAGGCGACGUCAAUUUGAAGAAUGUAGAUCCCAAGUUGAGACAUAUGAUCGAAGCGUACGACUCGGACGAGGGUGUAGCUCCACCCAGCCCCAUCAUGUACAACGAGACAUACCUGCAGCAAAUCAACGAGAAGCGGGUGUCUUCACAGUCACGACUUGUAGAAGAUUACGAUAUUGGCUUGAGGCCACCAUCAUUGCCUCGCCACUCGCUUACGCCGUCGCUCGUGGAGAAACUUAUUAAGGAUACCCAGGCCACCAGCGACUUCAUUUCGCGCGAGACGCUUCGCCAACUGUCGCACAACCUUCUUUUGAAGUACUUCGUGGAUGACUCCGAGAAGAAUUUAAAUAUAUCACCACAUCUUAACCGCCAAGUGGUCCAUGCGAUCCAAGUCGAGGGAAGAGACGAUCCAGACGUUUUUAAUAUGGUAAAAAGGUAUGUGUUCAGUCGCUUGGAGAGCGACCAUCUUCCUAACUUCUUGAACUUCAUUGCCAUCAAGAACGUCAACAGAACCACCAACUCUCGCAUAGUGGUCGGGUUCUUCUUUUUGUUCAUUUCUUUCUGGAUCGCUUUCUCAUUAAUUUUCCUAGACGAGAAGAAGCGGUACCGCUGUGUUGUUCUUGUGACGUUUUUCGCGGGCUUCUAUUCAUUGGUGUCGUCCAUUUACAAGAUCGACCCAUUUCUUGCGUUAUGCCGCCGGUCGGAAUCGUUUGUGCCACAUCAUAUGUUCAUCAGAGUAGAUGAUACUUUUGUGAGAACAUUGUUGUUGAAGCGUUCUGCGUGGGUGAUCUUUUUGGUUUUUCUUCUCACUGCCGCCAUGAGCGUUCUUUUCUGUUUAGUUCCUGGAAAGCGGUUGUAG